Messenger RNA from Glossina fuscipes, 3854 nucleotides. Its product is annotated as glycerol kinase-like. Gene Ontology annotation, cellular component: mitochondrion. The coding region runs from base 1832 to 3553 and encodes 573 amino acids. The record is from RefSeq and is a predicted model, not a curated record. Gene Ontology annotation, biological process: glycerol-3-phosphate biosynthetic process; glycerol metabolic process; triglyceride metabolic process. Gene Ontology annotation, molecular function: glycerol kinase activity. Lineage: Eukaryota; Metazoa; Arthropoda; Insecta; Diptera; Glossinidae. The transcript is spliced from 3 exons.
CACAAGGUAAUAUCAUUGCUUAAAGAAAUGAAGAAUGAUCAUUCAUCAUCAUCAAUGCUCUACGAACGGAAACUUUAUUCAUUAAUAAAAAAAUAUGCCCAAAACUCAUGCAAAUAACAAUAAAAUCCAGUUUUCUUCCUAAUGAUCCUGCCACAGAUCAUGCUUUAGUAAUGGAUUUUUUGCUCGAAAAGUAUCGUUUCCAAAUUUUAGACAACGCAUGCGAUAGCUCGAUCUACAAAUAAUUAUUUUGGGUCAGGAUUGUUAUAUUUUUACCAAUCGCUUUAUCACACGUUUCUGACACGUAUACGUGCAUUCAUUUCUCAUCCGCAAAAAAAGUCUUUUUUGUCAAAAUUUUAAAAUCAAAUUUUACAUCGUUUGUCAUCCAGCCCUCGUAUAUAAUACGCAAAUAUGUGAAAUUAUUUUUUCUUUAAUAUUAUUCGUAUGCAAACCUUUUUUGGGUUUAUUGCUCUCUUUUCAUGAGCAUGUGCGUGUGUGCGUGUUAAAUUGAAUUUCAUUUGAACCAUGUGCGCUAUAUGAAUGUGUGUGUUAUAUGAAAUUACGCAUACAAAUGAUAAUAAAAUAUUUAAUGCAAUACGGUUGCUGUUGCACAAAUGUGUGAUAAGCGUACAUUUCGCGAAUAACCUUUAUUAAAUAGAAAGCUCAUGACAAUUGUUUGGAUGAAUAACGAAGGCAACUUUAUUCAUUUAUAAAUUGAGGAAUUGUUGUUAUGUAUGCUGUUUUUGCUGUUGUGCUCGCUAUGUGGGUUUAGUAUGCUUUCGCCAGUUUUUGUGCAUUCUUUGUUGGCGUUGAGAGACAGUUCUUCAUAAAUCCUAAAAUAAGAUUAAAAAUUCCAGAUUUAUCUGAAUCCUCAAGUUUCUGAUAAUGAAUACCAAAAGCCUUUUUAAAGGAAAACUUAACAUUUAUUCUCUAAGGCAUUAAGUUCUUUCUGUUUGUUUAAAACAUAACUAGGAAAAAAUAAAUAGUUGCCCGAAGAUAAAGUUGGUCUUCGCCAGUUUCAUCGAAUUCAUCAUUAAUGCUUUUGCAAACGCGUUAACGUUAGCAUUAGUAGCUAAUACUAAUGCCAAUAUGUGAUGCAAUGUUUUGCUAAUCGCUAUUCGAUAAUCGUUCUAGGCUGUUUAAUAAUCAAACCUCAAGCGUCUCACUUUUUCCAUUAACAACAACUCUCAUGUGUUAUUUAUAAGUAGACAAUGUGAAAAAUUCAAUGAUUGAACAGUAAUUCAUACAACCUUAGUGACUACGCACUGUUGUAUAUAGUAUAAACUGCUUAAUAACAUUUUCUAUUCAAUAAAAUUUACUUAUUACUAUAGCCGUCUAUCACUCAAAUUGGAUUCUGUUUGAACCAACUGUUCUUUAGAUUCUAAAAUAUAAUUCACAUGAAUCAUAAUUCAAUUUAGUUUUGACGGAGGCACGUUUCAGACAAUUGUAUUGUAUUUCUGAUCGACAUCCACAUUAUUCUCCCUCCUCUUCAGUUUUCCCUUAUCAUAAAUUGUCAAACUCAAAUUAAAUUUUAAACUUAAGCGGACAAUGAAAGCACUGAUUAGAAAAUCUAUUAAAUUUUUUAUAUUUAUUGAACUAAACCAAGAUCGAUCCAGUUUAGUGAGUCAUUUGUAUACAUUUUUGUUGUCGUACAACUUUAUAAAUAAUUCAAAAAAAAGGGACACGUUUCAUAAAAAUAAUUAAGAAAUGUUCAUUAACAAAUAACUAUAUAUAUAAACGAAUGCGAAUGCAUUCACCUCACAACGAAUCUUGAAUACCCAUCUAUUAAGGUAAAGAGUCAUCUAAUGGAAACAGCUCCCCAUAUAAAAACGACAUGACAGAAGGUAAAAAUGCGCCACCAAGUUCUAGUGCCGAAGUGCCUUUUCAACAUCGGCUUGAUCGUAAGGUUUCUAUGCUGCCUCACCGCUUGGUGGGUGUUAUCGAUGAGGGCACUAGUACCGUCGGUUUCUCAAUUUUUACUACGCCCCAUUUUGAGGAAAUUGCCACCCACCGAAUGGAAAUGCCUUUGAUUGCACCUAAACCGGGUUGGUUCGAGCAAGACGCAGUCGUUAUCAUUAAUAAUGUCUAUCGCUGUGUCGAAGUCGCUAUAACUAAGUUACCUGAAAGUUUCCAGAAAGAGGAUCUGGUUGCAAUAGGUAUUACAAAUCAACGUGAAACAACAGUGGUCUGGGAUUCGGUUAGUGGCAAGCCGUUGUACAAUGCCAUCGUCUGGAAUGAUAUACGCACAAAUCAUACAGUCGACCAAGUAUUAGCACGUGUUCCCGAUCAAAAUAAAAAUUAUUUUAAACAUAUGUGCGGUUUGCCUAUAUCACCCUACUUUUCGGCCUUAAAAAUACGUUGGCUUAAAGACAAUGUUCCCGCCGUAAAAAAAGCUUGUCGAGAGAAGCGCUGUAAAGUUGGCACUAUUGACAGCUGGAUAAUUUGGAACUUAACGAAGGGCUCGCUACAUAUAACUGAUGUAACCAAUGCCUCCAGAACAAUGCUUAUGAAUAUUGAAACUUUGCAAUGGGAUCCCGUUUUACUAAAAACUUAUUCAGUGACUUUGAAUAUGCUGCCUCAAAUUUGUAGUUCAUCAGAAAUAUACGGCUCUGUUACAGAUGAACGUUCUAUUUUGCAUGGUGUUGACAUAAGCGGCAUUUUGGGCAAUCAACAAGCAUCGCUUUUGGGUCAAAUGUGUAUAAAGCCUGGUCAGACAAAAAAUACUUAUCGAUCGGGUUGUUUUCUAUUAUGUAAUAUUGGUCAUCAGGCCAUAAUAUCGCCUCGCGGUUUACUAACGACGAUUGCUUAUAAGUUGGGGCCAAACGCUCCUGUCACGUACGCUCUGGAAGGAGCAGUGGCAGUUGCUGGUCAUGCCUUGGAAUGGUUAGAAAAAAAAGUCCGCAUUCUACCACAGGCUUCGGAUGCUGAAAAAUUUGCUGAAACAGUACCAACCACUGGAGAUGUGUAUUUUGUGCCCGCAUUUACUGGCCUAUACGCACCUUACUGGCGUAAAGAUGCUCGUGGUCUUAUAGUUGGCCUUACGCAUCAUUCCACCAAACAUCACGUGAUAAGAGCUGCCUUGGAAUCAAUUUGUUUUCAAACACGUGAUAUCCUGGAAUGUAUGUAUCAAGAAUCUGAAUAUAAGUUUAGUAAGUUAUACGCAGAUGGUCCACUGUCUUCCAAUAAUCUACUAAUGCAGCUACAAGCAGAUACUGCUGGCGUCACUGUAUUUCGCUCUCAAAUUUUGGAUCCGACAGCAUUUGGCGCCGCGAUGUGCGCUGCCCAAGCUGAGGGUGUAGAUUUGUUUAAGUUUGAUAUCGAAAAAAAAUACUACGAAAAUAUCUACUAUGACGUUUUUCUGCCAACAAGUAAUGCCGCGGAACAGAGACAACGUUAUGGUAAAUGGAAAAGAGCGGUUGAGCGCAGUUUUGAUUGGGCUUUUCGUCCCAAAUCGAGUACUAUGACAGAACAACGUUACCAAUUAUUGGCUUCUGUACCGGGAAGUUUAUUCUGUUUCAUUUCUUUUGCUAUGUUCGUGCACUCUAUGAAAAAGUAGCACUAAAGCAAAUGCAUAAUAUGCACAAAAAACAAGUACAAAUAAAUAACUCUUAAAAUAUUGUAAAGAUAUAUUCCAAUCUCAUCGGUUUUUUACAGCCUGUCUCUCUAAAAAAAAAACGAUUGAUGUAACGAAUCCGUUGUCAAUAGACGAUUUUUUUUCACAAAUUGGAGUUUUGUAAUGCGAUCGAUUCUAGUCGAGUAAUCUUACGUUGAUGCCCGCAUAACCUUAAAUUACCGUCUGUAAUUGCUAUGUACAUAAUUGCUUGCCCCAUUUUUAUUUCUAUCUUGUUUUUUUAUUA